Peromyscus californicus insignis is the source of this 549-nucleotide messenger RNA. Its product is annotated as ferritin heavy chain-like. Bases 1 to 549 code for a protein of 182 amino acids. The transcript has a single exon. Gene Ontology annotation, molecular function: ferric iron binding; ferrous iron binding. Lineage: Eukaryota; Metazoa; Chordata; Mammalia; Rodentia; Cricetidae. The record is from RefSeq and is a predicted model, not a curated record. Gene Ontology annotation, cellular component: cytoplasm. Gene Ontology annotation, biological process: intracellular iron ion homeostasis; iron ion transport.
AUGGUCUUUCCAGCGUCUCAAGUGAGGCAGAACUACCACCGCGACUGCGAGACCGCUGUCAACAGCCAUGUUCAAGAGCAACUCUAUGCGUCCUACGUCUACCUGUCCAUGGCCUUCUACUUUGACCGUGAAGAUGUGGCUCUGGGGAACUUGACAAGCUUCUUCCUGAACAAGUCGCACGAGUGCACUGCGCAUGCUGAGAUGUUCCUGGCACUGCAAAACCAGCGUGGUGGCCGCAUCUUUCUCCGCACUGUCAGCAAGCCAGACCGGGACGACUGGGUUGGCGUCUUUCCAGCCAUGGAGCGUGCCUUUCAACUGGAGCUGACCCUCAACCAAAGCCUCGUGGCCCUGCACCAGCUAGCCACUAGCAAAAGUGAUGCCCAUCUGUGUGACUUCCUGGAGAAGAACUUUUUGAACAAGCAAGUUGAAGUCCUCAAGGAGAUGAGCCGCUACGUGACCAACAUGCGCCAGAUGGGCUCUCCAGAAGAUCGCACGGUUGAGUAUCUACUUGGGAAACUUACCCUGGCUGACAUCAAUAAAGAGUACUGA